Lutzomyia longipalpis is the source of this 554-nucleotide messenger RNA. It is a transcript of the gene Pfdn6, whose product is annotated as probable prefoldin subunit 6. Gene Ontology annotation, cellular component: cytoplasm; prefoldin complex. The record is from RefSeq and is a predicted model, not a curated record. NCBI's taxonomy places the organism in Eukaryota, Metazoa, Arthropoda, Insecta, Diptera, Psychodidae. The transcript has 3 exons. The coding region runs from base 142 to 522 and encodes 126 amino acids. Gene Ontology annotation, molecular function: protein-folding chaperone binding. Gene Ontology annotation, biological process: protein folding; chaperone-mediated protein complex assembly.
CAUCUGACAUCAUCAAAGCAAACAACUACCACAAAAACCAGCUGAAAGUUUUUUGUUUUGCUUUUCCCAUUUUUCACGAAUUUUCUUCAAUUUUCUGCAUUUGUGUGUGAUUAGUUCUUGCAAAAAGGCAUUUUGCUAAUCAUGGUGGACAAGGAUAGUGCUUUGAUUCAGAAGAAAUUGCAAACGGAGCUGGAGCAUUUCAAAGCAGCCCAGAAAGAUUUCAACAAAUUGGUACAGCAACGACAACUCCUCGAUGGGCAAUUGAAUGAGAAUAAAAAUGUCAUGGAGGAAUUGAAUUUACUUAAAUCCGAAAAUAAAGUUUACAAACUCUAUGGGCCCGUAUUGGUGCGACAGGAGCUUGAGGAAUGCCGACAGAAUGUUGGGAAGCGCAUUGAGUACAUAAAUAAGGAGCUGAAGAGGUGCCAAGACACCCUUGUGACGCUGGAGAAGAAGCAAGAUAAGCACAGAGAGAAUCUCCAGAAGCUUCAGCAGCAAUACCAAGUAGCCGUUGCCAUGAAGUGAAAAUAAAAGAAAAAAAGCGUUUCAUCUUGGAA